This is a messenger RNA of Closterium sp. Naga37s-1, 2292 nucleotides long. The record is from the annotation of a GenBank genome assembly. NCBI's taxonomy places the organism in Eukaryota, Viridiplantae, Streptophyta, Zygnematophyceae, Desmidiales, Closteriaceae.
AUGGCCAUGAAUCUCUCUGCUGCCGUGGGAGGGGGUGCUGGGGGGAUGGGGGAUGGCGGAGGGAUAGGGGGAGGAGCAGGGGGAGGAGGUGGAGUGGGGGCGUAUGGGGGGAUGCUUGGAGGAGUGGGUGCUGGAUCAGCUGGGGGCGGGGGUGGAGGGUUUGCAGGGGGGAUGGGUGGGGGAAUGGGUGGGGGGAUGGGAGGCGGGAUGGGCGGAGGGAUGGGCGGGGGGAUGGGAGGGGGGAUGGGAGGGGGGAUGGAUGGCGGCAUGGGAGGCGGAAUGGGUGGUGGUGCCACGGGGCUUGGAGCGCUGGGCGGCGAUGUUUGGCCGUUAGCGGACCUGUGGACGGAAGUAGACGGGUAUGGCACAUUCGGGCACGACCUGAUGGAGAUUGGGGGAGGCGCACCUGGUGCAGGUGGUACUGGUGGGCCCGGGGCAGGUGUUACCGUAGGGGGAGGUAACACGGUCGCUGAUCUAGGACAGGCGGCGACCGGAGCAGCCUUGGGAUCAUCGGGUGGAUUAGAGUCCAUGGAGGGGCAAGCAGCAGCCAUGCCUAUGGAUACUGACGGCACUGCCGUUCCUGUUGCUGGUCCUGCCAUGCCCAUGGCCCCUCCUCCUGCUCCUGCUCCUGCUCCUCCUCCUGCUCCUGCUGCUGCUGCUGCAGCAGCGCCAUCACAACAAGAAGCAGCAGCAGGAGCGGCUGCAGCACCUGCGGUUUCAUCACAGAGCGACAAAGGAGGUGGGGGGCGAGGGAGAGGAGGGGCGAACCAGCGAGGAAAAGGGGCAGCAGCAGGAGCAGGAGGGGGAGCAGGAGCAGGAGGAGCAGGCGGAGGAGCGGGAGGAGCGGAGAAGGGAGGGAAGCGUAGAGAUGUGGGAAAGGAGAUUUUCAUCAAGACGCUGGCACCGGCUGUGGCCAGGUUCCUUAGUGCCAAUGACCCCUCCUCCCCCUCUGCCUCUGCUGGUGCUUCCCCCUCCGCGUCUGCUGCACCUGCUGCCAGCAGUGGUUCUGCUGGCGGAUCCGGAACAGGGAGGCAGGCCAAAGAGCAGGCUCGGACCGGAGGAGGUUCGGCGCUAGCAGGUUCGGCAUCCGCAGGUUCGCAUGGUUACGGGGCAAGGAAGGUGGUAACCACGGUGGAGGAGGCAGAUGCUGCUGGGCUGGAGGCUGCGAGGAGGGCGAGGGAGUCCCGAACCAAGGCUGCUGCCAUGGCUCGCAUGCUACAGGAGUCUGGCUACCUGGGGACUGGAGGCUCGGGAACUCCAGGUUCGGGUUCUGGAGGUCCGGGGACUGCAGGUUUGGGUAUGGGUUCUGGUGGGGUUGUAGGGUCGGGACAAGAAGGGCAAGCUGGUUCUGCAGCUGGUAAUGCUGCUGCUGCUGCUGCUGCUGGUUCUGGUGGUGCUGUUGCUGCUGCAGCUGCUGGUGGUGCUGCUGCUGGUGCUGCUGGUGGUGGGAGAGGGAGGGAUGCAUCUGGAGGUGCUGCAGCUUCAGUUGCUGCAUUGACUGGAUUUGAUUCUGACUCCGAUGGCCCGUUGCCUGAAAUUUUCGGUUACUGUAGUUUCUUGUUUGCCACUCCCUCCCACCCCGUCAUCGCUUCUCCUCCCCCACCAGCUGUUGCCUCACCCUCCCACCUCGUCAUCGCCUCUCCCUCUCACCCACCUUUCCAUCGUUGCUCCCUCCCACCCCGCCAUCCACUCUCCAUUCCACCCCACCAUCCCCUCUCCCUCCCACUGCGCCGUCGCCUCUCCCUCCCUCCAGCCGUCGCCUCUCCGUUCCUCCCGCCGUCGACUCUCCCUCCCUCCCGCCGUCGCCUCUCCCUCCUCCCCGCCGUCGCCCCUCCUCCUCCCCGCCGUCGCCUCUCCUCCUCCCCGCCGUCGCCUCUCCUCCUCCCCGCCGUCGCCUCUCCUCCUCCCCGCCGUCGCCUCUCCUCCUCCCCGCCGUCGCCUCUCCUUCUCCCCGCCGUCGCCUCUCCUCCUCCCCGCCGUCGCCUCUCCUCCUCCCCGCCGUCGCCUCUCCUCCUCCCUGCCGUCGCCUCUCCUCCUCCCCGCCGUCGCCUCUCCUCCUCCCCGCCGUCGCCUCUCCUCCUCCCCGCCCCUCUUCCCCGCCGUCGCCUCUCCUCCUCCCCGCCGUCGCCUCUCCCUCCUCCUCGCCGUCGCCUCGCCCUCCCAUCCGCCGUCGCCGCUCCCUCCCAUUCGCCGUCGCCGCUCCCUCCUCCCGCCGUCGCCUCUCCCUCCCAUCCCGCCGUCGCCUCACCCUCCCAUCCCGCCGCCGACUCUGUCGACAGAAUGAACGUGUAG